This is a messenger RNA of Aureobasidium musti, 1043 nucleotides long. NCBI's taxonomy places the organism in Eukaryota, Fungi, Ascomycota, Dothideomycetes, Dothideales, Saccotheciaceae. The record is from the annotation of a GenBank genome assembly.
AGUACGUAGUUGGUGGAAGGUCAUGUUACUCCUCUAUGUUCCACCCAUGUCCCAAAUCCGCGGUCCUGUCUUGCUCUCCUUGUGAUUUGUACUCGCUUGCAUCUCUUUGCUUGCUCCUUUCCUACUUCUCGUCUUCCUAUACAGAGUCUGAAACUGCAUCCGCGCAGACAGCCACAAUUAGCUCUUCUCCAUCGACUCACACUGUCGUGGUAGGCUAUGAGACGAACCAAUUCCAUCCGAACAAUUUGACCGCCAAUCCUGGAGACGUGGUAGUCUUCCAGUUCGUUGCAGUUGGUCACACGGUGGUACAGUCGAACUUCCAAGAACCAUGCGUUCCAAGAGAUGCCUAUCAUCCAGGCCGCUCGACGUUCUUCAGCGGCUGGUAUAAUGGCAGUGACGUGGGAACCGCCAAUUCGCCAACAUGGAAUCUAACAAUCAACGAUACGGCUCCCAUAUUCUACUAUUGCUCACGAUUAGGGUCCUGCCUCACCGAGCAGAUGAUCGGUUCAAUCAACCAAAAUGCAACCUACUCCCUCCAAGCUCAGCUCAACUCGAUAAACAGCUCAGACAUCAUGCUUCAACCUGGCGAAGCUAUCCCUGAGGAAUCUACNCCCUCGUCUUCUGCCACACCUGCUCCCUCCAGCCACAGUGUUACUCUUUCUGGUGGUGCUAUCGCUGGUAUCGUCGUAGCAGGCGUAGUCGUUCUCGCCCUCGCUUGCGCGCUCUUCUGGUUUGUAGGCCGCCACCGCACACUAAAGCACUCUUUAAACAGCGCUUCCCAACACUCUGGCGCAGUGGAGAGUUGGGUCAACAGUACAAACCCACCUUCCACGGUUGGAGGCCCGCCUUCCAUGCGUCCACCUUCCUAUGGACCAGGUGACGGAGGUUACAUGACUCCUAUGGACGCACACAAACAUUGGGAGUACGGACAGCAAAGACACAGUUACAUGCCCAUGACACCACCAAUCCAGGAGUUGGGGGUCAGCGAGCCGGUAGAGAUGGAAGAGACAGGGAGGGGAAGAACGCGAUCUAGAGAGAGCGAG